AUUGCCACCUAGCCAGUAAUACGAACACAGAAAAAAAUCAAUUGCCUCUUAAAAAUGAUGAAGUGUACAUUGCUUCUACUCAUUGGCUCGUCCAUGUGCGGCGUUGCGCUCGGCUACACGCUGCACUUUCAAAACAACUGCCCCUUUACUGUCUGGCCUGCGGUUGGGAAAGCUCCGAAUGGACAACCUGAUCCAUCCGUGGCUUAUGGCGCCAAACUCGAGCCAGGGGGGUCGAGUCAAUUUGGAGUGAACGACGGAGAGAUAGGAAUCCGCUCUUGGGGUCGCACUGGUUGCGAUGUCAAUGGUGCAAACUGUGCGACCGGAGCGUGUAAUGGUGGACUUCAAUGCACUGAUGGAGGGAUAACUUCUGGAGUUUUACUUGGCGAAUACGGUUACCAACAGUUUGGUAACGUGAUCUCUUGGGACCUCUCCCGAGUUGAUGGCUCUAUCAAUAUUGAUACAUCCAUCAACAACGGAGGUAACCUCAAAACGUGCCGCCAGAGCAAUUGUUCCUCCGAUCAAGCUUUUGCCCAGCCCAAUGACUUCCAAGCGGUCACCACUAGCCCCGUUGGAUCUACUUUCGAUAUCACUUUCUGUCCAUGAUCGAUUCCACGUAACAAAAUUGCGAUGGUGUCCAUUUCAUUCAGAUGUCGUCAAGUCUUAUUUCUUCAUUGCGUUUGGUUUUUGGUUUAUAGUUUAUGAUCUAUGUAUUAUUCAUCCUGCCAUAUCAACGCGCAGUUGACAAUGUUGGUUACACUUUACAUACUUGCAACUUGGUUUUCUAUCGGUUUGAGAACAAGUGCAAAUAUGAUACAAUUACAAAAAUAACCUUUUUAAGACCC
This is a messenger RNA of Puccinia graminis f. sp. tritici CRL 75-36-700-3, 842 nucleotides long. RefSeq lists its product as uncharacterized. The record is from RefSeq and is a predicted model, not a curated record. Lineage: Eukaryota; Fungi; Basidiomycota; Pucciniomycetes; Pucciniales; Pucciniaceae. The coding region runs from base 55 to 603 and encodes 182 amino acids. The transcript has 5 exons.